AUGAAGUACUCUUAUAUGGUAAUGACACUUUUAGGACGUUCACUUUAUCAAAUAUUUAAGCAGUGCCCAGUUUGUAGUGUUUCUACACAAGUUCGAGUUGGAAUUAACAUAUUAUUUGGUUUGAAACAGUUACAUGAAAUAGGCUACAUACACCGAGAUGUCAAACCUGCUAAUUUAGCGGUCGGUCGGCAAGGUCAAUCUGUUCAUGUUGUACAUAUUCUCGACUUUGGCUUAUCUCGAGAGUAUGUUGUUCGAAGUAAUGGUACUGCUAAAUUGCGAUUACCUAGAACAAAUACGUUAUUUCGAGGUACGACAAGAUACUGUUCGGCUAAUACCCAUAUGCGUAAUGAACAAGGUAGACCAGAUGACCUGUGGUCAAUGGUUUACAUAUUAGUAGAAAUGAGAGGUCCUUUACCAUGGGAUAAUAUUCGUGGAAAAGAUGAAAUUGGCAAAGCAAAAUUCCAAACUCUCGACACAACUCUUUGCAGGAACAGUCCUAAAGAAAUGCUUGAUAUUACAUCACAUCUUCGAACAUUAGAUUAUUAUACUCGACCCGAUUAUUCUCUCAUCUACGAUCGACUUUAUAGCGUAAUGCAAAAUUGUAAUUACAAGUAA
Thelazia callipaeda (thelaziosis nematode) is the source of this 615-nucleotide messenger RNA. NCBI's taxonomy places the organism in Eukaryota, Metazoa, Nematoda, Chromadorea, Rhabditida, Thelaziidae. The record is from the annotation of a GenBank genome assembly.